Pecten maximus is the source of this 1929-nucleotide messenger RNA. RefSeq names its product leucine-rich repeat-containing protein 74A-like. The transcript is spliced from 13 exons. NCBI's taxonomy places the organism in Eukaryota, Metazoa, Mollusca, Bivalvia, Pectinida, Pectinidae. The record is from RefSeq and is a predicted model, not a curated record. Gene Ontology annotation, molecular function: calcium ion binding; protein binding. The coding region runs from base 174 to 1913 and encodes 579 amino acids.
ACUGAAUCGUGUCCGGACGUGUCCGGAGAGAUUUGACCACGAUGGUCAGUUGACCGUAACCUUGAUAUCAGGUUGGUCUGUAUGACCUUACGCCGAUACCACUUACAGUCAUAAUGCAAUGAAGAUGAGUUUUACUUCAGGAAUUUUAUUCAGGAAAAAGGCAUUGUGACGAGAUGUCAAUGGCCAAUUAUGUGGAGAGUCAGAGUAACACCCAUGUGAUCAGCGUCCGUAACGGCCAAUCUCGAUUUGUACGCAACUCCAGUUCCUUCUACAGAGGAAUGAAGAAAGAACCCGGGAGGAGGAUCGUCCGCGAGCGAUCAGACAGCGCGAGACCGGAAGAUGACUUUGACGAAGAUGAUUUCAAGUUUAAAAAGUUGACUUUAAGGAAAUAUAGUAGACUUUUGAAAGCAGCACGCCGUUCAUCAGAUUGGACGUGGAACGAAUUCGAUGAUUGUUCUGAGGAUGAUACAGAUAUAGAAGGAGAAACUUCCAAGAGCUAUGACUACAAUGCUAAGAACCACUAUAAGUGUCUAUGCGAGGCCAUGGAUGCUGUUCCGUCUUCUGCGUUCCUCCGCCAGGUAGACGGCUCUACACUAAAUCUGUCCACCAGCUACCUCUCACAACAGGAUAUCCGGAUAAUGAGCUUUUUCUUAUCGAACAACGCUACCAUUCUACACUUGGACAUAUCCGGAAAUGAUAUCGGACUGAAAGGGGCGAUCGCUCUGGCCGACGCUAUUCGGGAAAACGUUUUCAUCGCUGAUCUUAAUAUUUCAAACACAAAUAUCGAUGCCAAAGGUGUCCACGCUUUGGUCAGCGCUCUGCUUCUAAACAGAACGGUCACCAAACUGAAUCUAUCUGGUAACAAGUUGGAUAACGAUUUCACAGCAGACCUGACAAAGCUAAUCGAGAGGAGCGACUACAUAUCCGACCUUGACCUUUCUCAUAAUGAGCUGGACGAGCUGGCGGUCUGCACGCUAGCUCCCGCUAUAGCCGAAAACGUGACAUUAAAUAGGCUGAACCUUGGAUGGAACCACUUCCGGAGAACAGGAUCCACCAUUAUCGUCAAGGCGAUUUGUAACAAUGUAGAGCUACAGGAAGUCGACCUGUCGUGGAACGGCCUGGGAGAAGAGGGCUGUCGCGCAUUUAAGGAAUGUCUUGGUCAAAACCACACCAUCCAGUCUUUGGACAUCUCCAAUAACCGGAUCGCCUUCCAAUCUCUCGGAGACUUCAUUGAGGGUCUGGUCAAAAACGACACCCUGACACAUCUUAAGAUGCACGGUAACCCGAUAACCACAGAGGGUGCCGAAGGAUUGUGUGUCGCUUUGCAACACUGUGAGACCACAGCCAUGGUAGAGAUCGAUAUCAAGGAUACACCUGUCGAUGAAAAACUUUUCAAAGCCAUUAACGAUUUGUACGCUGUCCACAAUAUCAAAAUCAUCCAUCGUGAACCAGUGGGGCAUCGGUUUUCGCCUAUAAAAGAGCGGGCGGAACAGAGGGAUUUUGACCCAGUCAUGGUUCUGUUUGAGUACAUGAAGCAAGAAAAUCUACGUCUUAUAGAUUUGUUCCGGAAUUUGGACCGAGACCAGAACAACGAGAUUUCCCGAGAGGAGUUCCGGGAGGGAUUCAUGAUGAUGAACAUCAACUUAUCGGAGGAAGGCUUAGAUCGUCUGUUUGAUAAAAUGGACAAAAACAAGGACACUAGCGUCGAUCUACGUGAGAUGAUCGAAUGCAGACGGGAAGUGACUCGACAAUAUCUGAAGCCUGGAGCUAAUUUAAUUGAAGAAGAACGAUAUAAGGAAAUGGUUGCCCAAAUCAAAAUCAUGGUGGCAAAAACACGGGGUGGCAACUCAAAAAAGUCUCCGCGAACUAUCAAAAAACUCUCCAAAACAGAACAACCAUUUCCAGCGAAAUAAAAUGUAUGAUGUGAUA